Peromyscus maniculatus bairdii (prairie deer mouse) is the source of this 4310-nucleotide messenger RNA. RefSeq names its product fibroblast growth factor 10 (gene Fgf10). NCBI's taxonomy places the organism in Eukaryota, Metazoa, Chordata, Mammalia, Rodentia, Cricetidae. The record is from RefSeq and is a predicted model, not a curated record. Gene Ontology annotation, molecular function: growth factor activity.
CUUAGGGUUUCAGAUGUCCCACCGCCGUUUGACCCCCUCCCCCGCCUUCUCCACCCCUGCAAAUGAGGUUUGACCAGCAGAGUUAGAGCCCACCUCUGGCUGAAAAGCACUGACAUUUAGACUCCAGGCUUCAACCUGUUUACAAGCGGCUUUCCAAGGGACUUGGAGGUGGAGGGUUAGAGCCAAACAAAACACCAGCCGCCAGCCGCCAGCCGCCCCCCAAACAAGAAGUGGCUUUCGGGAGACUUCUCAUCAACAGGCACCACCAAAAAGAGAAAGGAAGAAGAAGGAGAAGAAAACAACCGCGCCUGGGCAGCUGCCUCCAGUUCUGACAACUCCAAAGAGACACACUUUUUAAGUGGCCAGCAGGCUGGGACUCUGCAGAGAAGGACCAGAAGGUGCCAACCGCAGAGGGGCGCAGAUGUCUUCCCGCACCCCCACCCCACCCACUUUGGGUUUUCUUCACCGGGCUGUCAUCUGUUUUUCAGACCUCUUUUGCAUCUAACAUGGUGAAGAAAGGAGUGAAGAAGAGAACAAAGUAACCCCCGGGGUGGGGAGCGGAGAGCGCUGGUGACCGACACCACCAGUUCCUACUACUGCGGCCACCCACGUCCACUGUUCACCCACGGACGGGAGAGACACAGGCAGCGGAUCUGAGAACGGAGCGAGGACAGGCAGCCGGCCCUUCCGAGGAGUUAUGGAUGUUGGUGUAUUCGCUUCUGGCCAGAUCCGUACCCGGAGGGAGCUAACCAGUAGCCACCACCUCCAGCUGUCUCUUUGCCUCGCACCAGGUCUUACCCUUCCAGUAUGUUCCUUCUGAUGAGACAAUUUCCAGAGCCGAGAGUUUCAGUACAAUGUGGAAAUGGAUACUGACACAUUGUGCCUCAGCCUUUCCCCACCUGCCGAGCCGCUGUUGCUGCUUCUUGUUGCUCUUCUUGGUGUCUUCCGUCCCUGUCACCUGCCAAGCUCCUGGUCAGGACAUGGUGUCACCGGAGGCCACCAACUCCUCUUCCUCCUCCUCUUCUUCCUCCUCCUCCUUGUCCUCUCCUUCCAGUGCGGGGAGGCAUGUGCGGAGCUACAAUCACCUCCAAGGAGAUGUCCGCUGGAGAAAGCUGUUCUCCUUCACCAAGUACUUUCUCAAGAUUGAGAAGAAUGGAAAGGUCAGCGGGACCAAGAAGGAAAACUGUCCGUACAGUAUCCUAGAGAUAACAUCAGUGGAAAUCGGAGUUGUUGCCGUCAAAGCCAUUAACAGCAACUAUUACUUAGCCAUGAACAAGAAGGGGAAACUCUAUGGCUCAAAAGAAUUUAACAAUGACUGUAAGCUGAAAGAGAGGAUAGAGGAAAAUGGAUACAAUACCUAUGCAUCCUUUAACUGGCAACACAAUGGCAGGCAAAUGUAUGUGGCAUUGAAUGGAAAAGGGGCUCCCCGGAGAGGACAAAGAACACGGAGGAAAAACACCUCUGCUCACUUCCUCCCAAUGGUGGUCCACUCAUAGAAGAAGGCACUGUUGGUGGACACAGUACAACCAAAGACUCUUUGGCCAGGAAGAGCUGGAGUUGAUAUCCUCACAGAAGACUGUAGUGUUAAAGGCAAAGACCUAUCACAGAGCUCAGCUUGCUUAAAGGAAGGAAGGCUUUGGAGGCUUUUGUACUCACUCCUGACAUAUGAAGUUCUUUUCAUUAGCUCUGCGUCAUGCCUUAUACCCAAGACAGAGGCAAAUCAAGUGGGAUGGAAGUUAUCCCCAAGUGAACAAUGUUGUGGCUGGGUUUUUCUUUGUGUUUGUUUGUUUGUUUGUUUGUUUAAGUUUUUGUUUUUGAACUUCUGAGAUAGAACUUAAAGGACAUGGAACAAUCUGUUGAAUGAUCUUUGGGAAAGUUAUUUAUGGAAUAAUGAACACAUAUCAAAGACUUUCAUUGCUCAUUCAAGCCUGAUGAUUCAAUGAGCAGUAAGACACGCAAGCAUUUACUGGAAAGCACUUGGGUCAUAUCAUAUGCACAACCAAAGGAGAUUUGGGUGUGGCACCAUGGAAGAAUUGGAUCAGAUUUACAAAUAUAAACACAUUAGUGUGAAACUGUUCUAACAAUACAAAUAGUAUGGUAUGCUUGUGCAUUCUGCCUUCAUCCUUUACUAUUUCUUUCUAAGUUAUUUAUUUAAUAGGAUGUUAAAUAUCUUUUGGGGUUUUAAAGAGUAUCCUCAGCGCUGCCCUCUGAUUUGCCUUCUCAUUUUUUUUUGGCACCCUAUGCAUGUUCAUGACAAAGUGUUUUAAAAACUUGGCAAACACUUCAGAAGUAAGAGAUGAGCUCAAGGGAGCAGUACAAGUGCCCCAUGUGCUAUCAGUUGACUUAAUUUGCACUUCUGCAAGAAGAACUGUCAGGGAUAUCUAUGGCGGGGUUCUGCUAUAGCUUGAGGAACAGCUAUCUGUCAUCAUUUGCCAACACACAUCAGUCCUGAGGCUUCCUUACCUAAAAACAUAGAAGGCCAAAUUCUCUUCCAUUGCCUUAUUUCAUCUCCAUGAAUAUACAAAAAGAAGGAAAAUGAAUUGUUAGAUUUUUAUCCUAGCCUUGUUUUUUUGUUUUGUUUCAUUUUGUUCAUUUGGUUUUUUGUUUGUUUGUUUGAUUGAUUUUGUUUUUGACUGAUGAUGGCUCACUACAGCUCACAGUGGCAAUGAUGGAAAGGUUAUCUGCAUAGACAAGAUCCCUUUAUAAGUCCCACAGAAUGCUUCCCCCCGAAAAGGAACCAAAAAAGAAAUUUCAUAUGAAGUGCAACUCUCCCAGGGGCUAAAACUGAGUAAAUAUAUCCUGGUAUAUGUGUAACCACAUACUGAAAACCAUUCAAACUGUAUGAUCUAGUCUUUACAAAACCAAAUAAAGCUUGUUUUCUGUACAUUUAAAGUUUUCUAGAAGGUUCCAUAAUAUAACCACAUCAAAAUUCAUUUUUUUUUAGAGCAGGUAUAGAAAGCAGAACAUAAGUGUACCACUCACUGUCACGUGUAUUUCACUAAAUAAACACAUAAGCCUUAUUUGCAGUGUCUGUAGUGAUUUAAAAAUGUAAACAAAAAAUAUUAUUUGUUCUAAAUAUUUCAAAGGAUAAUUUUAACACUAUAUUGAUGCUGCAGUUUAUCUUAUUUCUUGUUUGGAAAAGUCUUUUUAUUUUUAUUGUUUGGAUACAAUAUUUUGGUACAAACAAAAGACUCACCAAACGUUCUUUUUACUAAAAAAUUAACCUCUACAAAGACUGGUGAUUUGUGGACCUCUUCUAACUUAUUUGUGCUGAUGCUUAGCCAGUGCAAAUCAAUUAUUUAAAAUAUUAAGUUAAAGGUUAAUCAGUUAUUUAAAAAUCAGCUUUUUCAGAAUGUUCCCACAGGGUAAUCCAACAAAGAUCAUAUUUUAUGAUUCUUUGAAAACCUGUUAUUUCAAGAGAAAUGCACAGAGGCACAGUGCUUUGGUUUAUGGGUAUAUUUGCAUUUUUAUGGUAUUUUUCUUUCAACUUGUUUUAUGACAAAUGGGAUUUUAAACAUGUAUACUUUUGUGGUUGGAUUCUGUAUGUUAAAAUUGAAUUGGCAACUAAGUCUGAGACCUCUAAUGUGAUGCAUCGCUAGAAAAACUGGGUAUCUCUUUUUUUUCUUUUAUUUUAAAAUAAUAAUUAUACCUGACACAUGAACACAGACCACCCACAACCAAAAUUAAAUGUUUGGGGAGACAAACUAUGGUAUUCAAUGACCAGAGUAACAGCAAAUAGGGCAGACGCUGGAUUCUUAUUUCACAUUGCCAUUUAGAUUACUAAAGAGACUACGUGUAAACAGUCAUCAUUAUAGUACUCAAGACAUUAAACAGCUUCUAGCAAAAUAUAUCAAAGCUUGCAGAGUCCAAAAAUAGAAAACAUCUUUCCCCCUCCCCCACUCUACAUCUUUCCCUGUAUACAUCCUAACAGAGAUAAAUACAGAAACCAUUUGAUAAAGAGUGAGGAUUUUACUGCAUUAAAAAUUUGCAUCCUUGUUUGAUAUUGAUAGCCCCUUUUACUACUACUGAAAGAAAAGGAGUCCAGUCCUAAAUGUUGUGUGUUUGAAAAAAAAAUGAGGAGCUCUGCCUCUGUGGCAAGUGUGGGCGCUGGCCCCACCAUGCUGAAGGGUGUCAGCCACAGAUACCAGGCCGUGUGAGCGCUGGCUGGCACUGAGACUCCUGAAAGAUCGAACCACUCCCUCCUCCUACCCCCUAAGAGGCUGAACAGUGUAUAUUAUGUUACAUUUAAAUAAAGGCAAUAAAAUGCUGGGGAAAGAAAAUAAAAAUAUUGUCUUUGUUUUCUCUCUCUC